UGAUAUGUCAUCUCCCUUGCGAGGCUGACCGGUCGAGCCGCCCGUCCGCUAUAGAAAGGCGACAUCGCCCUGCGCGCGCGGUAAGGUUUCUUUUGGCGUUCACAAGUUCACUUCACGCUUCACGUGCAAACACCAUCGAAGACGUCUGUUCUUCAGCCUCUCUUUAAUCACCGCGCUACCUAGCCAUAGUCGCUCGUUCAGCACACGCGCCAGUCGCACAUUCCGAUCUCCAAAAUCGAACAAACCUCACAAGCUCGUCGAGAUGUUCUCCAAGCUCUUCCUCGCAGGCCUUCUCGGCCUUGCCGCCGCAUACACCAAGCCAGUUGGUGACAAGCCAGAGGGCAACCCUAUCUCUCAGCCUGGUUUGAACUCGGUUGUUCCAGUUGGCGAGGGCUUCACUGUCACCUGGGAGCCAACCACGGAGGGCACCGUCACUCUCCUCCUCCUCAAGGGCCCAAGCAGCAACGCUGUUCCACAAUACCCAAUCGUGGAGAAGAUCGAGAACAAGGGCACAUACGUCUGGACUCCAUCUACGGACUUGGAGCCAACUGAGAACGCCCAGGGCUACGGCAUUCAGCUGAUCGUCGACGCCACCGGACAAUACCAGUACACCACUCAAUUCGGCAUCUCCAACCCAGGCUACAAGAAGUCCGACAAGACCGACGAGACCCCAGCCGGCUACGGUGGUUCCUACUCUUCCGCCUCCAGCGCUGCCAAGACCCCAGAUGCCUACACCAAGCCUGUGCCAUCCACCAGCAGCGUUGCCAGCGCCUACUACCCAAUCGCCACCGGCUCGCCAAAGCCUGCCCAGAACGUGACCAUGAUUCCAGGUGGAUACACCAAGACCUCUUUGGCCACCUACGGCUCUACCACCGCCCCUACCGCCACCGCUUCGCGACCUGCUCAAGCCACUGGUGCCGCUGCCAACGUCGCCAUCAGCUUCUUCGGUCUCGUGGCCGCUGGUGGUGCCGCCAUCAUGGCCGUCUAAGCACCUCUAGGCAAGCCGACACCGCAUUGACGAUAAUAUCCGCGACUACCUACCAGCAUAAGCGCAAGGCGUUUACCCUUUUUGAAUAAUGAAGGAAGCGAGUUGUGUUGCGAGAGCAUGUAUCACUGGAUGGGCCGGGCGAUUCUGCACAUGUGUAUUUGGUAGCGCGUCGUCACGCCGGAAUGACAAUCGAGCAAUGGGAGAACUACUCUACGAGUCGGAUCACUCGAGCAUCCCGAAGCCUUC
Molecule: messenger RNA, 1234 nt
Organism: Cercospora beticola
Lineage: Eukaryota; Fungi; Ascomycota; Dothideomycetes; Mycosphaerellales; Mycosphaerellaceae
Product: GPI anchored serine-threonine rich family protein
Source: RefSeq, a predicted model, not a curated record